Adineta steineri is the source of this 824-nucleotide messenger RNA. Lineage: Eukaryota; Metazoa; Rotifera; Eurotatoria; Adinetida; Adinetidae. The record is from the annotation of a GenBank genome assembly.
AUGGGAUGGAAUGGGACUGGUCAUGAUUCCCAUGGGAUGGGAUGGGAUGAAUAUUGUUUUUCAAUGAAUCCCAUGGGAUGGGAUGGGAUGAGUCGCAUCGUCCCGUGGUACGGAAAGUUCGUCCCAUCCCAUGACGAUCCCUGUUUCACAAGAACAGGUGAUCCUCUUUUUUGGGCGUUUUUGUGUCCUAUAUAAGGUUGUGAUACACAGAUGAAGCAAUCAUAAUUCAAGAGACACACCUUCAAUUACGACACGCCUUCACUUAACAGUAAGUAACAAAAAAGAAGCACUUUUUUUUAUUACAGAUAAGAUUCACAUGCGAGCAAUAAAUGUAAAACAAAUCCUUUAACAUCGCGUUCAGAGAUGACCAGCUUCAACCCCAAAGCGUCUGCUGGAUCGAGCGGACCAAUUGAUACUGAUUAUUGGAGCUGAAGUUAACGAUUUACAACAUUUCUGAAGCUAAGACGGAAUCAGAGCGGAGCGUGUGACCAACGAAAUGGGAUUGGAGUAGAGUCCGAGCUUAAUUUACUUUCUAGUUCCAAUUGCUGUUCAAUCUUUUCUUUCAUUUGUGAUCAGAAACGAAAGAUUUGGAGAAAGAAAAGCUCAUCAUGUAGUGCACUGGAUGCCCGAAAUGAAUUACAAAAUAAUUCAAGAGAACUGAAUUACAAAAUAUUUUAGAAUCUGACACGCUCUACCAGGAACUACUAGGGAUUACUAAAGACUACGAGGGACUAGGGAUGACUCGAGACCACUAGAGGCUAUUAGGGACUUUUAAGAGCUAUUAAACACUACUAGGGACUACGCAGGAGUACUAAGGACUAUUA